UUCCUUCAGCAUGUCAGCUGCCCCUGUCGGCUCUGUCUGAAAACGGACAGAUCCUCGGGAAAUGGAAAUGCUCUAAUUAAGCACGAGCCUAUUUUUAAUGCCACCAUGUCAUCAGUGGAGAAACCGUCCAGCCGAUCGUCUGUCACAAUUUUCUAAACGCGCGCGGAGCUGUGCGUAGCUUUUUUUUCACUUGAGGAAGCACAUGGGGACUCCGGCGAAAUACCUCUCAUCGGUGCACGAAAGUCAGUCCGUCCCGUUUUCUGUCGGAGAGAUAAUGUGGAACACGACCGAAUCGGCGGCGACAACCGACGGCAGAAAGGAAUUGAUAGUUCGGACGGUGACUGGCUGCCUGCUCUCCAUCCUCAUCCUCUGGACGCUGCUGGGAAACAUUCUGGUGUGCUCCGCGGUGCUGAAGUUCAGGCACUUGCGAACUAAAGUGACUAACAUUUUCAUCGUCUCUCUGGCGGUGUCCGACCUGUUCGUCGCGUUGCUGGUCAUGCCCUGGAAAGCCGUGGCCGAAGUUGCGGGGUACUGGCCGUUCGGGGCGUUCUGUAACAUCUGGGUGGCUUUUGACAUCAUGUGCUCCACGGCUUCGAUCCUCAACCUCUGCAUCAUCAGCGUGGACAGGUACUGGGCCAUAUCGAGUCCGUUCCGAUACGAGAGGAAAAUGACUCAGAGAGUGGCCUUUGUAAUGAUCAGUGUAACAUGGACGUUGUCUGUACUUAUUUCAUUCAUACCAGUCCAGCUCAACUGGCACAAAGCCAGCGACGAGACGGUCGGGACAAAUAGCACAUCUUUUGGGGACAAAGCCGAAAAUUGUGACUCCAGCCUCAACCGAGAAUACGCAAUCUCGUCUUCUUUGAUAAGUUUCUAUAUUCCCGUUGCAAUUAUGAUUGUGACGUACACGAGAAUCUACAGGAUUGCUCAAAUUCAGAUACGGAGAAUAUCUUCUCUAGAGCGCGCGGCGGAGCACGCGCAAAGUUGCAGGACCAACAGACUCGAGUGCCAACACCACAAUACCUUGAAAACAUCGAUUAAAAGGGAAACCAAAGUCUUAAAAACUUUAUCUGUGAUUAUGGGUGUUUUUGUGUGUUGCUGGUUACCUUUCUUUAUUUUGAACUGCAUCGUCCCGUUCUGUGACAGACCACCGACUGACCACAAAGCCGGGCUUCCUUGCGUGAGUGACACGACUUUUGACGUGUUUGUGUGGUUUGGAUGGACCAAUUCGUCUCUAAAUCCAAUUAUCUACGCGUUCAAUGCAGACUUUAGAAAAGCCUUUGCCAGUCUUCUGGGUUGCCGUCAUUUCUGCUCGAGAACACCAGUUGAAACUGUGAAUAUAAGCAACGAGCUCGUCUCUUAUAACCAAGACACUCUAUUUCAUAAAGAAAUCGUUACCGCGUAUGUCAACAUGAUUCCUAAUGUAGUGGACUGCAUCGACGAUAACGAGGAAACUUUCGAUAGGAUAUCACAGUUUUCUCACAACAAUGAAAUCGCGACAGAUUCAGUAUGCGAUCUGGACGACUGCGAGGCAGAUAUUUGCUUGGACAGACUCACACCAUUCACUCCCAAUGGUUUACAUUAAGUCAUUCAUUUGUCUAAAUCCAUGCGUGAAAAGGAUGUAUUGCUCUAUUCAGAUAUUUAAAAUGUGUUGUUGUGAUUACAUGCAUACAGUGAUGUCGUAAUAUUGUGAUAAUAGCCAGGGACAUUCUGUGUUAUUUAUUGAAAGGGUAUGGGCACAUGCAUUUAAAAAGUGUUGCUUAAUAUUAACAACUCUAAUAAUUUAAAUAUUAAUUUAAAGUCAGUAUACUGUAUUUCAUAUGCAA
This is a messenger RNA of Megalops cyprinoides (Indo-Pacific tarpon), 1823 nucleotides long. RefSeq names its product dopamine receptor D5a (gene drd5a). NCBI's taxonomy places the organism in Eukaryota, Metazoa, Chordata, Actinopteri, Elopiformes, Megalopidae. Gene Ontology annotation, cellular component: plasma membrane. The coding region runs from base 203 to 1582 and encodes 459 amino acids. Gene Ontology annotation, biological process: adenylate cyclase-activating adrenergic receptor signaling pathway. The transcript has a single exon. The record is from RefSeq and is a predicted model, not a curated record. Gene Ontology annotation, molecular function: dopamine neurotransmitter receptor activity; G protein-coupled receptor activity.